AUGCCUUUCAGACCAAUGUGGACGAGCUGGUUUGGUGGCUUCGCCGAACCGUCCGACUAUGCCACCGCCGAAAUGCCUGACAUUAAUGUUCAGGCAGUCAUUGUCUCAGCCAUCUUUGUCAUCCCAUAUUUGGCUUUUCUGGUAAUUCUACCUGGAGUUCGAGAGAAGCGCUUAGUGACAUUGGCUGUCAUUACGGUAGUAACAUUGACAGGUGCAAUUCUAGCAGAAAGAGUUGUAACUCACUGGCUUUCAGCCUCAUUGUGUCUUCCGGGCUGGACCGGAGGCUCUGCCAGGAUACUCUCUCAACUAAGGUCCCAUGUAAACGAAAGAAUGCGGGCUCGCGUGGGUGUAAAUGUUGGUCUCAGAAGCAUCAACAUCACGCUACGAUUUGAAGAAAUGGUGGAACUGGACAAGCAAGGGUCACGGAUAGACAUGAGCCGACUUUACUACAAUGAAAACUUCGACAUCUCUGGAGGUUUACGACUUUCUCUUGAAAAAUCGCUUGUCGUCUAUGACCGGCGAAAGUUGGCAGAUCGCCUACCAAACGGACGGACUGCCGUACCCGAUCUGAGCAUACUUGAAUACUUCUCACUCAACCAGGAUGCCUUCGAUUGGGGAAGGCAUUACCGAACAGCCGGUCACUACACUUAUUCUGCCAUCAGGUACUUUGCUUUUCUUAUUCUUCUUUUUACAGUGCAUGGAGAGAUCCCUCUGUCUCAGAGUUUUGCGCUGUCAUGUUGGGCGCUCGCCGUCGUGUUCCUCCUGCUUGUGCCGCACCACUUCGGCAUGGCUAUGUUGGCCACAGGGCUGUCGGCUCUGUUUGCCUGUCUACUAUAUCUGAUCAUGUCUCCAUGUGAACUACAAAUUGGUUUUGUUGGAACACAGGGCAAUCGUAUUCUCAUGAAAAUGAGUUUCCAAUGGGCUUUCUACUGCGUUUGUGCCGUGGGGCUACUCGCAACGUUUGUUGGUGUGGGCCUUAUUCUUCUCCAACACUAUCGUGUCUACACUCUCUCGACAUUCUUGGACGCUCGUUUGGACGAGGCAGUCAAUCCCAGCAAGAACAAGCAACUUGACUCUGAACAGGAUCUUCCAAACAGUUUACAGGUGAUGCGUCGCACGAAGGGCUCGGCUCCGGGCUCUGUUGCGAGCGAGAAAAAAGCCUCUUCAAGUGGAUUCCAGUCCAGAACUAGUUACACUGGGUCGAUGAGGAGCCAAUCCUCAUUUGAGUCAGUACACGGCGAUCUGCAACGAUCGCCGUCCAAUCUGACGAUUGAUGACGACCGCCAACCGUCCCGACGCCAUCGAGAGUCCGACAUUUCGGUUACAGUCCAGCACUUCUGA
Molecule: messenger RNA, 1341 nt
Organism: Cooperia oncophora
Lineage: Eukaryota; Metazoa; Nematoda; Chromadorea; Rhabditida; Trichostrongylidae
Source: the annotation of a GenBank genome assembly